UGAUUAUCGUUUGCUUCGUCUUUUAUUCGUGCCAUUGAACUUUCAGACAAAUUAUGGAUGACACAUUUGUAAUAAUUUAUAACCAAACAAAUAGCUAAUAUUAAAGCAGUUAAUGCAAUAAUAACUAAGAAAAUUUUUGGGAAAUUUAACAGCAAAUUCAAAUUAAUUAUGAUUCUCGACUCGGGAACAUCGAAUUCAGAUACAAAAAUUAAAGAUGAUCAUAAGAUAAGAAACUCCAAGCUCAAGAUGUUAUAUUUAGGCAUAAUGUGCUUUGCUACCAACUGCCUAAGCUCAAUCGUUCUGGAAGCUGGCUCACGCAGUGCAUUUCGUUCUAUUUCGCCAACAAGAUCUGUGGUUUUUAAUCAUUUAUUCCGCCGAAACUACAAUUUGAGGAUUAAGAUAAUGAUAGGUGACGUGCUUGCAGCAUUGGUAUCAACAAUAAUGCUAACGAUCGGCGACAUAUACGGAAUUCCGUAUCUUUAUUUGCCGUGGCUUGUCAACACUAUCGAAGGAAUGGCUAUUCACGAAGGACCAGCUCUUUUCGGAUUGGCAUAUACCGUGUUACCGAACGUUAAUUUGUCCACGGGAUUAUUUAUGCUUAUAACACUGCUUUUAUAUGUGGAAGAGCUGUGUAUCUGGAGAGACGUUUUUAUGAAUUUCGAACAUUGCUGGACAAAAUAUAAUAAAAAUAACAAAUUGAAGGAGGAGACAAAAUUGACAAGGACGGCAAAUAAAGAAGAAUUAUGCAACGAGGUUAAAGAAAGCCUUGACGAAAGUGUAGAAAUUAUAUCACGAAAAUCAACGACAGAUCAGCAAGAUCCAAUUCAUUUUAAUGAACUUAAUGAUCAUGAUAUUAUUGAGCUUGCAAAAACUAUGGAAAACAAUGUAUCGAUUAAAAAUUGUCAUAGCAAAAACCCGUUUACGGAGGUGACUGGUUAGAAAUAACUCAACAUUUUUUAAAUGUAAAUCUAAUCAUAAUUCUCAACUCAAAAAUAGAUUCAGAUAUAAUUUUAUCAAAGUCAGAUAUAAAAAUUAAAGAUAACGAUUAUAAAAUUAAAAACAUUCCAUAAUAAA
Wasmannia auropunctata (little fire ant) is the source of this 1074-nucleotide messenger RNA. RefSeq lists its product as uncharacterized. NCBI's taxonomy places the organism in Eukaryota, Metazoa, Arthropoda, Insecta, Hymenoptera, Formicidae. The coding region runs from base 169 to 939 and encodes 256 amino acids. The record is from RefSeq and is a predicted model, not a curated record. The transcript has 4 exons.